Molecule: messenger RNA, 4890 nt
Organism: Trematomus bernacchii (emerald rockcod)
Lineage: Eukaryota; Metazoa; Chordata; Actinopteri; Perciformes; Nototheniidae
Product: inactive carboxypeptidase-like protein X2
Exons: 22
Coding region: 610-4413 (1267 amino acids)
Biological process (GO): negative regulation of transcription by RNA polymerase II; proteolysis
Molecular function (GO): zinc ion binding; RNA polymerase II transcription regulatory region sequence-specific DNA binding; DNA-binding transcription repressor activity, RNA polymerase II-specific
Source: RefSeq, a predicted model, not a curated record
UGCGUGAGUUUGCAGGGUUAAAGCUCUCCGUGAGGAAUUCAACAGGAGCUGCAGACAGAAAGAAAGAUCUGACUUCUUUCUUCAAUCCAGUAGGUGCAAGCCCUGUAGUCUGAGGCCUCACCUGCCCUCCCUCAUCCUCCCCCCGCCGUCUCCUGUCUGAUCCCUGCACCUGUUCUGACUCGUCAGCCAGGUGAGGGGGGAUCCUCUGGCCUUGCGCUGUUUUUGCAGCUGACCGUAGCUGUGGGGCAAUUAGGAAACCAGUCCAUUCAUUUGACUGGAUUGCUGCUUUGCUCUGUAUCUCUCUUUCUCUCUCUCUCUCUCUCUCUCUCUCUCUCUCUCUCUCUCUCUGUAUAACCCACCUCCCUGCAUAUCCCUACCCCCCUCCCACUCCAUCUCAGUCUAGCCCAGUCUGGUUGACAUUGUGGCUGUGUGAGGAGCUGCAGAAGUUUCCCUGCUGGAGUAAAAAGUGUGGAUCACAUUGCAAAGGACACAGGGGAAGGAAAGGUUGAGAAGGAAUUCUUCUGCUGGACGAGGUUGGAUUGAGGCGACUCAGAUUGAAUAGAAAAAAACUCCAAACCAAAGGAUUGUGCAUUUGGAAGAGCAGCAGGUAUGAAAAGCCAGACUGUGGUUGUGUCUGUGGCUCUGCUGGCCCUGUGCUGCCUGCUGAUCCCCAGAGGAGGGGAGAGUGCUGGGGGGAUCGUUUCUUUUCGGCAGGCUGAAGCAGAGAAGCAGGCUGGGGAUCAGCUGCAAGAUGAGCCCCUGGAAGACCCAGAGAGUGAGCAAGUAUUCGCAGGGGACCCUCACCCACUGGGGAGCAGCAAAAGGGGAAAGAGAGACACACAGGAGGCUGCACAGGCAGGUAUUUCUGGCAGGGUGAGGAGAGAGCCAGAAGAAGGUAAAAAGAAGAAGAAGGACAAGAAGAAGAAAAAAGAGCCGAAGGACCCCAACGCCACCAGAAAGCCCAAAACUGACAAGAAGGGAAAGAAGAAGGACAGGAAAACAACAACAACAACAACUGAACCACCCACCACAACAGUGAUCCCGACUGAACCGCCCACUGAACCGUACACUGACUACGUCUAUCCUGAUGUUGACAAUGAAUACUGGAAACCAGAAGAUGACUACUGGGAUGCCGAUCCCACACCAGCCGGGCCUGAGCCUGAAGCUCCAGAAACAGAUCUUCCUUAUGAUGACUAUGAGCCGGAGGAGGAAGACCUGGCUGCUCCAGUGACAGAUCUUCCGUAUGAUGACUAUAAUCCGGAGGAGGAAGACCUGGCUGCUCCAUUAACAGAUCUUCCAUACGAUGACUAUAAGCCGGAGGAGGAAGACCCGGCUGCUCCAGUGACAGACGUCUACGAUGACUACUGGAAAUCCGAGGAGGAAGAGCCGUCCACUCGGGCGCCUAAUGCUUACGAUGACUACUGGACCCCAGACGAUAAAGAACCAUACGUUCCUGUGACUGAUAAUUACGACACCUAUUGGAAAGAGGACCCGACGCCCCCCACCCCAGAGGUGGAUGGGAAGACUGAUGACUCCGACUACUGGGACAAAAAUUAUGAGGUGCCGGAGAAUCUUCCAUUCCCUGAUGGUAAAGAGGUCAGCCCUGAAAUCGAAGUAGAAAUUAUACCAGAGGAGCCCACAGCCACUCCUCCCGAUGAGGGGACAUGGUAUGAUGAUUACGACGAAUACGGAAAUAGCAGGAAAGGAGCAGAGACUGAUGACAAAUGGAUGGAGAAGGAGAAAGAAAGGGCAGCAAAAGAAAGAGCAAGGGAAGAGAAAGAGAGAGCGGAGAAGCUGAAGGAGGCCGAGGAGCGGGCCAGGAACAGACCCCGCGUCUUCAAAGAGCCAAAGAAGUGCCCUCCCCUGGGGAUGGAGUCCCACAGGGUCGAGUCGGACCAGCUCACAGCCUCCUCCGUGUCUCAGUAUAUCUUCGCAGCUCAGAGGGCGCGACUCAACAUGCAGGGCUCAGAUGAUGAAGACAACAUGAGAGGAGGAGCGUGGUGUGCAAACCAGGAGGAUACGAUCCACUGGUUUGAGAUUGAUGCUCGCAGAGAGACGGAGUUCACAGGAGUCAUAACCCAAGGACGAGACUCCAUGAACGCGAGUGACUACGUGUUGUCCUACUUCCUGGCUUUCAGCAAUGACAGCAGAGAGUGGACCACCAUCCAUGAUGGGUACACUGACUGGUUGUUUUUUGGAAACAGUGAUAAAGACACUCCGGUGAUGAAUCAGCUGGCAGAGCCUGUGCUGGCUCGCUACAUCAGAAUCAUCCCUCAGAGCUGGAACGGCUCCCUCUGCAUGAGGCUGGAGGUCCUCGGCUGCCCACAGCCCGAUCCAGUGGAUGUUCAGUACAGGCAGAAUGAAGUGAAUCCAGUGGAUUACCUAAAGUUCAGACAUCACAGCUACUCAGAGAUGGUUGAAGUCAUGAAGUCGGUGAAUUCAGAGUGUCCCAACAUCACCAGCGUCUACAGCCUGGGCCGCAGCUCCAAGGGACUCGAUAUCAUGGCCAUCAUCAUCUCCGGCAACCCCACAGAGCAUGAAAUAGGUGAGCCAGAGCUGCGCUUCACGGCCGGUCUUCACGGAAACGAGGCAGUGGGUCGGGAGAUGCUGCUGCUCCUCAUGCAGUACAUGUGCAAAGAGCACAAAGACAGAAACCCCAGAGUGCAGCGUCUGGUGGAGGGAAUACGCAUCCACCUGGUGCCCUCGCUCAACCCCGACGGACACAUGGAAGCUUUUGAAGCGGGAUCAGAGCUGAGUGGAUGGACCACGGGACAUUUCACUGAUGACGGCUUUGACAUCUUCCAGAACUUCCCCGAACUUAAUAGUAUCCUGUGGGAUGCUGAUGAUAAGGGCCUUGUGCCAAAACUCACUCCCAAUCACCACGUGCCCAUACCCGACAACUACGAGACCAACAGCUCGUUUGCUGUGGAAACCAAAGCGGUAAUCUCCUGGAUGAAUAGCUAUCCAUUUGUGUUAGGUGCAAACUUCCAGGGUGGGGAGUCAAUUGUAGCCUACCCUUAUGACAGCUUACGUCUCAACAAGCCUGCAGAGAGACAGAAACCCCACAGCCGCAAGAAGAGACAGUAUGAAGAGGAAGGUUUUGAUGGGACAGAGUGGGGAAGGGGCUACCACACAGAGCCGGAGGAAGACUGGGGAUCAAGAGGACAUUCAGAGCCAGAAGAGGAGGAGAGGGGAUACGACCACAACCAAGGUUACGAACAUGGCUACGAUCGAAACCAAGGAUAUGACCGUGGGUAUGAACACAACCAGGGAUACGACCGUGGAUACGACCAUGGAUACGACCGUGGAUACGACCGAAACCAAGGAUACGAACAUGGCUACGACCAAAACCAAGGUUACGACCAAAACCAAGGUUACGAACAAAACCAAGGUUAUGAGAGAAGAGAGGAGGAAGAGGAUGAUCGAGGAAGAGGUGCCGGUAACCAGUACGGGGAGCCUGAAGAUGAGCCUCGGAUGAUCCCAGACGAGUCCCUCUUCAGGUGGCUGGCUGUCUCCUACGCCUCCACUCACCUGACCAUGACACACAACUACCAGGGCUCCUGCCACGGAGACAACGCCGCAGGGACGCACGGCAUCGUCAACCGGGCCAAAUGGAAGCCAAUCAAAGGAAGUAUGAAUGAUUUCAGCUACCUGCACACCAAUUGCUUUGAGCUUUCUAUAUUCCUGGGAUGUGAUAAGUUCCCUCAUCAGAAUGAGUUGGUGUAUGAGUGGGAGAAGAACAGAGAAGCAAUGCUCAUCUUCAUGGAGCAGGUGCACCGUGGUAUCCGAGGCAUUGUGAAGGAUCAGCAGGGGAACCCCAUUUCGAACGCCACUGUGUCUGUAGAGGGAGUAAACCAUGAUGUCACGACAGCCCAAACAGGGGAUUACUGGCGGCUGCUCAACCCGGGGGAGUACCGCGUGACGGCUCGAGCUGAGGGAUACUCCCCUGUGACUAAACUCUGUGUGGUGGGGUAUCAGUCAGGGGCAACCGGCUGCAGCUUCAACCUGGCCAAGUCCAACUGGGACCGCAUCAAACAGAUCAUGGCCCUCAAUGGCAACAAGCCCAUUCGACUCAGCUAUGGCAACAACAAAGUGCAGUCACCGGCAGUUGGGAGUGGCAACAGACGUUUUGUAAACGGCAACAAUGGGGCUACAGCGAACUCGGGAGUCAUCGCCGAGCGGCGGAAGAGGCUCAGGAUAGCUCGCAUCCGUCGCCUUCGUCAACAGAGAUUACUGAAGUUAAGACCCCCGACGACGUUACCCCCGACAACAACCACAAUUCCCACAACGCCAGAGACAACCACUUUCUGGUACGACUCCUGGACCGUAGGGGAGGGACAGUCCUCCACGCUUGGCGGAUUCACAGACUCCAUCCUGGACUAUAACUAUGAAUACAAGAUCGAUGACUAUUAAUCUUACACACACACACACAAUUCAGUAAAUAUGCAUCUUUCCUCUCCUUCAAGUAGUUCUAAUUGCCAUGUUGUACUUUGAGCAGGCUGAUCAACGAGGAAUCCUGUCUUUGUGACAGACAAGCAAUGGGAAGGCACAGAAUAUUAACUACAGUAAUUGUAUAAAGAUAGUGUAUCUAUAACAGAACGCCUCUUCACAGAUAUUGUUAUAGCAUUUCCGUUUUCAGUUCACACUGCAUUCUUCUAACUUGUUAGUCUUUUUGCUUCAUGAAAAGAUGUUUAUUGUAGAUGCACAUUAAAAAAGUCUUGUUUUUUUUUUACUUCAGAGUUAUUUACACAUAUUUUUACAGUAUGAACAGUCACGAAAGGGUUCAAAAAGCUUACAGCGAUUCAGAGGAGGGAAAGGGUCUUUUGUCAUGUUGCCUCAGACGCAGCAAUGAAGUAGUUAUUUUUCAAAUAAAGGUUUGUUACUGUAAUA